Messenger RNA from Daldinia decipiens, 1632 nucleotides. Its product is annotated as BCNT-domain-containing protein. NCBI's taxonomy places the organism in Eukaryota, Fungi, Ascomycota, Sordariomycetes, Xylariales, Hypoxylaceae. The transcript has a single exon. The record is from RefSeq and is a predicted model, not a curated record. The coding region runs from base 249 to 1250 and encodes 333 amino acids.
GUGAAGUAAUACCACUCAAGCUUGCUUGUACAUACAAUACAAUACCUGCACUUCAGUGGAGACAUUAUGGAUCCAUAUAUCUUGGCAAGUCAGCAAAUUCGAUAAGAUAAAGGACCUAAGCUCCAAAAAUUCCCCCAGCUCUUUAGGAAUCGCGAAUCAUCCGCCAAACAUCUUCCAGCCUGUAACCUAGAUUGCAGUUUCUCUAGACGUCACCUAGAUUAGAAAACAUACGCCCAUCCUAUUAAAAUAUGACUGAGGAACCAUUCAUAGACGAGGAAUAUGCAUCUGAUGAAGAUUCCGAUUUUGCGCCCGACGCAGCGCCAUUAGAUAUCGACGCCGAGGCUUCAGAAUCUGAAGAUGAAGUACAACUAGUCGCGGUACCGAGUAAGAAGCGCGGCGCCGAUUCAGAUGCCGACGAUGGAUUUGAAAACUCGGGUGACGAGGCGAUAAUACAAAGGGGCAAGAAGAGACGAAAGAAGGAAAGGCGGAAGGAUGACAACGUCGAGGAUGAUGAAGGUGGUGAAGGUGGGCUAAUCAAGACCCGGAGUAUGCGAGCAGCGGAGAAGGUCGAAAAGAAGUCGCGCGCAGCCACCGGCCCAGUAACGAUUGAUGUGGACGACUUAUGGGCUAAAAUGACCGCCGCUCCCUUAGUACCAUCUAAAGCAGAUAUAGAAACGGAAAAGGAACCCCCGAAGCCAACUCAGGAACAAGGAUCGGAUGAGCAAUCCAAAGGUGCAAAGGACAGACCACAAGCAGAGAAGCCAGGUAGACAAGAGCCGGUAUCAAUGAUAAAGAUAAAGCGUACCUACAAUUUUGCUGGUAAGGUGCACGUCGAAGAGAAGCUGGUGCCCCGAGAUUCGGCGGAAGCGAAGUUAUACCUAGCAUCUCAAGAUCCCACGUUAGUCGAAGACGCCGAAGCCAAGAACAGUCAGUCUAGACGGAAACCCCGAAAAGCCUUCCGAUCUAUAUUCGAGCCCGUCAUCGAAGGAUUGACACAGCGCGCAGACUUGAAUCUCGGCAUGGGCGCAAGAUUACAAUUGCGCGAGCAGGCAAAGGCCAAGAAGCUUAACGUAGUCGAGAAAAGCCGCAUGGAUUGGGCAGGAUUUGUCGAUAAGGAGGGUAUCAAAGACGAACUAGAAUUUGCUGGGAAGUCGAAGGAGUCUUACGUCAACCGACAAGACUUCUUGGCUCGUGUUGCGGCUAAUCGAGACGAAGAAGCAAGGAGGGCGAGAGUUGCCGGCCGUGCUUGAGAGAUUUGGGAAUGGGUUCAUCUCUUCAUAUUACUUCGAGCGUGUAGCUCUAUUUCUUCGGCUGAGGAUACCGGGUAACAGGGAGCUGGGUAAGGUGCAUAAGAGUCGUGUCGCUUUAACUAAGGGAGUUAUUGUGUUAUGAUAGAAGGCCGAUGGUAGAAAAGACUAUUGGGUAAGGUAGCGGUAGUGCUCUACCAACUAGAGUCAAUGUUUAAUAUGGCAUAACUACCUAACUAUAGUAUGUUUCUUGACAUUUGUUAUACUGUCAGAGUCGGAAUAUAUCGUUGGAAGCCUUAGGAUGGGAUGGGAUAGGAUAGGAUAGGAUAGGUAUGUGUUGAGUCUAAGUUAGAGACUUGAUAGCUGCAGGUGAGCCUUGACGGAU